AUGUGGCUUGCGAACGAGCUGAUGAUCUUAUGCCGUCCUCAAGUGCACGAACUAUGGGGAUUCCUCCGAGAUGAAGUGAUCGCGAAAGGGAAGAGGGGGUUCGUCGUGGGACCUCCUGGCACGGGUAAAUCUGUGGGUGUGUUGAGUUUUGCGGCUUCGUUGGAUCGCGAGGAAUGGGACGUGGUUUGGAUCCAUUUGAGUGGUGCUGCGAGGAAGCCUAUCUGCGUGGAUUUGGAGGCCAAGCUGUGGUGGGAGAUUUCCGACCGCAACGCAUUCGAGUUCCCCGUGUCGACAACAAGAAACUAUCUCAGAGCGGAAGACAAAUUUGUGACUUGUGCCUCGUUGGCUACAGUUCGGAAGACAAACGAGGAGGACGACUUUGUUAACAAGAUCAAGUAUUUUACGCUGCACUCAUGGACGAAGCAGGAAUACGUCGAAGCCAUUGCCGAUCCAGACUUUUACGACACGGUUGCUGCCAAGUUUGACGCAACGAGCACCUGUGACGUGAACGAAGCAGACGACGACAGCGAUGGAGAGUUGAGCGAAGCCGAAAAGAAGUACCGUGCGUUGGGUCUGAAGUUCUACUAUGCGGGCGGUUCGUGUCGGUUUAUGUUUCAAUAUCGCACGCAAGUGGCGAUUCAAACGCUGACAGCUACGGUGGAUCGAACCCUGAUCAAGGACAAGCUGUUCACCUACUGCUCAUGCGCCUAUGAAGAUAGUCCGAUUAACAAACUCUAUGGGUCGCAAGCUGCCAAACACAAAAGGUAUGGAGAGCGGUUUCCUGUGAGCUCCUUCGCGGCGUCGCUCCUAGCGGAAGAAACGAGCGAAGAUGUGAUUCCGCUUUUGGCCAUUAGUGUCAAUACGAGGGCGAAUCCUGGCCGCCUGUUUGAGUGGUUGUUCUUUGCAUCAAUCUCCAAGCACCAGGUGAGGUUGUUCUUUGCAUCAAUCUCCAAGCACCAGGUGAGGUUGUUCGACUACGCAGGCGUUGAAGAUAAACUCCCUCAAGCGCGAGUGGUGCUGUUCGAUCCGAAGAAGCGUUUCAAGCGAUUCAACACGAUGGGGCUGCGUUCGAGCACACUUUCGGAUCGGAUCGGUUGUGGGGAAGGCGAGGAGGUGAAGGCACAGCAAAAAUUAAGAAUUGCAGGUGAUCAGCUUUGGCUGCGGCCUGUCGUGUGGGACCAAGGGUGCUAUGACGCCGUGUACUUCGACACAGAAGAGGGAAAAGUGAUCUUCGUCCGAGUGGCCCACUUGACCAAGCAAGAUGUCAAGAUGAGUUAUAUCAACGAAGUGCUGACCAAACUGAAAUUGGCAGGAAUGGAAAUCUCCACGGUGGAAAUCUUCCUUUUGCCACGCCAGAUAGAUACGGCGAAGUUCUUGGUCGCAAAGCUCAAGUACUAA
Phytophthora sojae is the source of this 1398-nucleotide messenger RNA. RefSeq lists its product as hypothetical. The record is from RefSeq and is a predicted model, not a curated record. The coding region runs from base 1 to 1398 and encodes 465 amino acids. The transcript has 2 exons. Lineage: Eukaryota; Oomycota; Peronosporomycetes; Peronosporales; Peronosporaceae.